Molecule: messenger RNA, 706 nt
Organism: Prorocentrum cordatum
Lineage: Eukaryota; Dinophyceae; Prorocentrales; Prorocentraceae
Source: the annotation of a GenBank genome assembly
CGGGCGGCGGAGGCGGCCCGGGCGGCGGAGGAGGCCAAGGCCGCCGCGGAGGCCAGGGCCGCCGAGGAGGCCCGGGCCGCCGAGGAGGCCAGGGCCGCCGAGGACGCGCGACGGGCCGAGGAGGCGCGGCUGGCGGAGGAGGCGCAGCAGGCGGAGGAGGCUCGGCGGGCCGAGGAGCGGCGGCUGGCAGCAGAGGGCGAGAAGGAGGAGAGGGAGCGCGAGGCCGAUAGGCGCCGCACGGCCGAAGAGGCUGCGGCCAGGCAGCGCUGGCGAGAAGAGAAGGAGCGCAAGCAGCGCGAGGAGGACCCGCUGGGAGGGGUUGGGGGGGGGAGCGGGGCGAGGACGCACAGGCGGCGGCGCUCGCGGAAGCGAAGAGGAGAAGAGAGGAGGACACGGGGAGGCCGCGCGAAAGGCGAAGUUCGAUCAGGCCAGGGAGGAGAGCGGAGGCGGCAGCGCGAGGAGGAGGAGCGCCUGCGCAAGCAGGAGGAGGACCGACGAGGCGGAGGCGGCGAGGCGGCGCCGGCGAGAGGAGAAGGAGGCCGCCGAGGCCGAGAGGAAGAGGCGGGAGGAGGCGCUCGAGCAGGAGGAAGAGGAGAGCGCAAGAGGAGGGAGAAGCAGGAGAAGCUGGAGGCCAAGGACCGCCGCAAGCGCGAGUACGAGGAGAGGCAGCAGCAGCUGCAGAAGAAGAAGGAGGCGCCGCCAGAGG